AAAGUGUUCUCAUCCGAUUCCACGCAGUUUAAUUGAAAGCGGAAUCUGUGCAAAAGCUGACCAUUCAGUGUGUGAAAAAGUUGGAAAUCCGGUGAUCAUAUAAAAGGUUAUGCAGAAAUAGGAUGAAAAUUUACCUGCUACUUGGAUUACUGUUCGGCGCCGUAUCGGCGCUAAGUGCUGCGACUGGAAAUGUCUUCUGCUUCUACAAAACCGGAGCAGCCUAUCGAGUUGGCAACGGACGGGUGGCCGUUACAGAUCUGGACCCAAACCGGUGCACUCAUCUGGUCUAUCAAUAUGUCAAACUACAGGCCAACGGAGCCAUCCAAACGCUAGAUCUAGACACUGGUGAACUGCAGCAGUUUGUCAAAUUGAAAAGCAGCGGUCAUUCGACACCAAAAAUUCUGGUCUCCAUAGGCGGUCCUCAUCAAGGUUCCAACAUUCUUUCGGCACUGUUCGCAGUUCCGUCACUGCGGCGUACCACUGCUAUUUCUAUCUUCAAUUUUGUCAACCAAUACGGACUCGAUGGCAUCGAUUUCCACUGGCAGUGGCCAGUAUUAAACGGAGGUAAUCCGGUCGACAGAAUCAACUUUCCUCAGCUGCUGACAUUACUACAAGAAAAACUUCAACCGACCGGGAAGAUACUCAGUAUUUCAGUUGCACCUACUAAAGAUUACUUCUGGUCUAGCUACAACGUGACAGAAAUAAAAAAAUAUGUGAAUUUUGUUAAUAUCAUGGCGUUCGAUUUGCACGCAUACUGGAAUGGGAGGACUGGCCAUAAUGCUCCGGUUUAUCGAGCACUCGCGGAAACAUCUAUUAUCGAACGAGAACUGAAUGUGGACUUCAUUUUGACCGGAUGGAUCAGCGCUGGAAUGGACCCGGCGAAGAUUAUUCUCGGAGUGUCAGCCAAUGGACACAGUUUUAAGUUAGCGAAUACAAGCAUUAUCGGUGUUCAGGCUAGAACAAUUGGGCCAGGACCGAGCGGUACUUACACUGCGGAAACCGGCGUUCAGAGUUACCUGGAGGUAUGCGAAACUAUUCAAAAAGGUGGCUGGAAUACGGUUUGGGACACUGUGCAAAAGGCAUACUACGCUUACAAAUCGACCACGUGGCUGUCGUUUGAAAGUUUAGCUUCCCUGGAAAAUAAGAUAAAAAUGGCCCGAGAUAAGAGCAUCGGUGGCCUAGCAAUCUGGGACAUGGAAGGAGACGACGUUCGGAAUAUCUGCGGCGGAGGCAAAUUUACCUUGCUUAGUUAUAUCUUUAGCCAGCUAUACGACGAAGCAGAGUCCGAAACAACAGUAACAACAACAACAACUACUACCACUAGUACUACUACUACAACUACUGCGAGCACUACUACAGCACUAAGCCAUUAUCCGGAGUAUUGUCCCGCUAGUGGCUACUACAGGGAUCCUCUUGAUUGUGCUUCUUUCUAUCGAUGCGUUGGAGGCGCAAAGUUUACUAUACUUGGAUAUCACACAUGUCCCUCGGGGCUUCAUUUCGAUUCGACAGCCAAUGUUUGCAAUUAUCCUAAAAGUGCGAAAUGCGGUUAGGAAAAGACUACCACAAAAUUCUACAGCAAGUAACAGAAACCAGCUACUGUUCGCUAGAAACUUCUUCAUUAGUCCCUUUGAGUUUGAGUUAAUUUGAGUAUUAUAAAAUGUAUUAUAAAUCGGAUCAAUCUAGUGAAAGUUCCAAUCAUUUUGAAAUCUCCAAAUUUUCCAUAGACUAAGAUUUUAUGAUGGUCAGUUGUCUCUAGAGAUUGUAGAACUUACUAAGUCUCUGUGCGAAGUAACGAAUCAAACCUAUAGAGAGCUGUACGAAAAAUGUUAUUUCUAACCCAUCAAAUACGAUUUGUUGUUAUUUUUUUCUCAGCAAUGAACAGUCAAACCACCAAACAACAAAUUAAUCAGUCUCGAACGGGUAUUGAAAGAAUAAAAAUAUGAAACUUUCAUGACGACAAAGCAC
Molecule: messenger RNA, 1965 nt
Organism: Malaya genurostris
Lineage: Eukaryota; Metazoa; Arthropoda; Insecta; Diptera; Culicidae
Product: chitinase-3-like protein 1
Exons: 3
Coding region: 123-1550 (475 amino acids)
Biological process (GO): chitin catabolic process; carbohydrate metabolic process
Cellular component (GO): extracellular region
Molecular function (GO): chitinase activity; chitin binding
Source: RefSeq, a predicted model, not a curated record